UCCCUUAACCCUUGCUGGAACAUCUCCAGUGCUGGGGUUGGGGUUCUGGGUUGCUUUUCCCCCCAGCACCCCAUGCUGAGCUCUAUCCUGCAGUGACCGGAGAGGAUUGAAAGCAAUCUGGCUUCAGAGCAGCGGCUUGGAGGCAAAUCCUCAAUCCCAUUACUUGUUCCCUGGCAGUCCCUGUGUGGAACUGGGGUACCAGGGAUGUUACCAGAGCCUCUGAGGCUGCUGCCCAAAAGGCAUCACCUUGGGAAUCAAUAUACCUGUUGAAUUCCAGCUGCCUUGUGUGCCAUGGCUGCAGUUACACGGAUAUAAAGAUCCCUUUCACUGCUGCAGCUACUUCCACGUGGAAAGUGGGAUUUCUGUUCCUGCAGAGCCACCUUUAUACCAACAUACUCGUGUCAGAGGCCCCAGUCAUGUAAACACGUUGGGAUCUCCGGGAGGCCCCUGGGACCUUGAUGUGGGUGUGAUUUUUAUUUUUUUUUUUUAUUUUUAUUUUUUUUUUGGUGGUUUACAUUUUUCCAACGGAUGAAUUUGGGAGCAGCACACGCUUGACCCCGCUCCAAGCUGGCUGUGCUGAGGCCCUGCUGAAGGAUGCUCUGGCCACAGAAAAACCCCCGUGGCAGGGGAAGGACCUCCACUCGAGGACAAAGACGCCCGACCAAGGAAAAUUCCAGAGGCUCUCCAGCCCUGCCUCCCUGGGAAAGGGAAGCGGAAUAAACACUUUUCUCGCUGGUGUGUGAUGAAAGGCUUUUAUCUCCGAGGGGAGGAGGAGAUGCAACUCUUCCCAAGUUUUGUCUGCAGGGCUGUUCCUGCUCUAACAAGCUGUGAAGCAACAAGUCCAGGGGCCUGGUGAGGUCCGGGCUGGGACAGGGGCAGCCUCACAGAGGCACGUUCAAGGCUUCCUUUUGGUUUUUGUUGGGUUUUUUUUUUCACUCUCUGACAUCCAACUGCUGCUCCCCUUCUCCCUCCGUGCAGCAGUGGGAGCCAAGGCUGGGGAUCCACACGCUCCUGCCCUGCCCUGCCCGUGUCCAGCCGAGCCUGCUCUUAUCACAAAUCCCUUUUUUCUCCCCGCAGUGCAAACACUGCUCCUUGCUGUUCUCUCACCUCUCCUCCUCCCUCUUUGUUUUCUGUAAAUCCCUCACUCUGUUUCUCUCGUGCUUCGUGGGGUUUUUGUUUUGUUUCCAGCUUGUGUUGUUCAUCUUAAAAUCUCUUUUUUUUUUUCUAUUUUUUUUAAUCCAGGCUGAAGAAAACUGAGCAUUAUCAAUGCUUCUCUUUUGGUUUCCUUUUUCCCCCCCUUCAGAGUGUUGUGUAAUCAUCGGAUCCUUUUAUUCUGUAUCUGUAAAUAGACAAAGGAACUUGUACAGGGAGUUUUUCCUGGAGUAGCUGUUCACAGUUACCUAUUGAAAUGAAUCUCACAUGCAAACACGUUUAUUCCACGCAGAUGUACCAACCCACCCCUCCUUUACUUCAAACUUGCACUCUGGUCGUUCACAAUGCCUGUAAAAGUUAAUUGAGGAAGAGGAUAAAGGGGAAUAUUUGUGCAGGUAAAGCUUGUGGUUUGUACCCAUGCUGGGAGGGCUGUGGAUCCAGUGACAGCAUUCCUGGAGGGAUGAAACCCUAAGGCUGGGAAAAGGAAUAUCUGAAGCCAGCAUAAAAACAAGCACUGAAGGGAAUUCCCAGGAGAGGACUUUUGCAGGAGGUGGAGUCUGAUGAAGUUCCAGUGGACUCGGGACCUGCCAUUCCCGGAUGAAUCCCCGGAUCUGUCUGGGUGGAUCUCACCUGCCCAACCUGGAGCAGAGCGGGUUUGCUCCGUGUCUGGUGCUCUGUGUCCAGAGGGAACAUCAUUUCCUUGCUGGUGGUGGAUGUUUCCUCCUUUCACCUGCAGAGGAUCAAAGUUCCAGGCAGGAGAGUGAGAGGAGUUUGACACGAUGCGGAUCCGCUCCCUCCAAGCUCUUCCCUCUUCCUCCAUGGGAAGAGCCCGAGUGGACAGACAAUUCUUGGCUCACAGACAUGGCUGACAAGAACAGCACCCUGAAAUGCACGUUCUCUGCUCCUGGCCACAGCACCACUCUGCUGCAGGGACUGGCCUCGCUCCGAGCUCAGGCUCAGCUGCUUGAUGUCAUCCUCACUAUAAAUAAUGAAGUGUUUCAGGUUCAUAAAGUUGUCUUGGCUGCCUGCAGUGACUAUUUCAGGGCAAUGUUCACGGGCGGGAUGAGAGAGGCCAGCCAGGACGUGAUCGAGCUGAAAGGUGUGUCUGCAAAGGGCCUGAAGCACAUCAUCGACUUCGCCUACAGCGCCGAAGUGACUCUCGAUCUCGACUGCAUCCAGGACGUGCUGGGAGCCGCCGUCUUCCUCCAGAUGGUGCCCGUCGUGGAGCUCUGCGAGGAGUUCCUGAAGUCUGCCAUGAGCGUGGAGACGUGCCUCAACAUCGGGCAGAUGGCCACCACCUUCAGCCUCUCCUCCCUGAAGGAAUCCGUGGACGCCUUCACUUUCAGGCACUUCCUGCAGAUCUCCGAGGAGGAGGACUUCCUCCACCUGCCCCUGGAGCGCCUGGUGUUCUUCCUGCAGAGCAACAAGCUGAAGAGCUGCAGCGAGAUCGACCUGUUCCGCGCCGCCGUGCGCUGGCUGCAGCACGACCCCGCGCGCCGCGCCAGCGCCAGCCGCGUCCUGUGCCACAUCCGCUUCCCGCUCAUGAAGUCCUCGGAGCUGGUGGACAGCGUGCAGACCCUGGACAUCAUGGUGGAGGACGUCCUGUGCCGCCAGUACCUGCUGGAGGCCUUCAACUACCAGAUCCUGCCCUUCCGGCAGCACGAGAUGCAGUCCCCGCGCACGGCCAUCCGCUCCGACGUGCUGUCCCUCGUCACCUUCGGCGGGACGCCCUACACGGACAACGACCGCACCGUCAGCGCCAAGGUCUACUGCCUGCCCGACGCGGGCGGCCGCCAGUUCAAGGAGCUCACGGAGAUGGAGGUGGGCAGCAGCCACUCCUGCGUGGCCGUGCUGGACAACUUCGUCUACCUGGUGGGCGGGCAGCAGCUGCAGUACCGCAGCGGGGAGGGGGCUGUGGAUGUCUCCUACCGCUACGACCCGCACCUCAACCGGUGGCUGCGCAUCCAGGCCAUGCAGGAGAGCAGGAUCCAGUUCCAGCUGAACGUCCUGCGCGGCAUGGUGUACGCCACGGGCGGCAGGAACCGCUCGGGGAGCUUGGCCUCCGUGGAGAAGUACUGCCCCAAGGACAACGAGUGGACCUACGUGUGCUCCCUGAAGCGCAGGACGUGGGGCCACGCCGGGGCCACGGCGGGGGACAGGCUGUACAUCUCGGGGGGUUACGGGAUCUCCGUGGAGGACAAGAAGGCCCUGCACUGCUACGACCCCGCCGCCGACCAGUGGGAGUUCAAGACGCCCAUGAACGAGCCCAGGGUGCUGCACGCCAUGGUCAGCGCCAACGGCCGCGUUUACGCCCUGGGCGGGCGCAUGGACCACGUGGACCGCUGCUUCGACGUGCUGGCCGUGGAGUAUUACGUGCCCGAGACCGACCAGUGGACCACGGUGAGCCCCAUGCGCGCCGGGCAGUCGGAGGCCGGCUGCUGCCUGCUGGAGAAGAAGAUCUACAUCGUGGGGGGUUACAACUGGCACCUGAACAACGUCACCAGCAUCGUGCAGGUCUACAACACCGAGACCGACGAGUGGGAGAGGGACUUGCACUUCCCGGAGUCCUUCGCCGGGAUCGCCUGCGCUCCCGUCAUCCUGCCGCAGGCGCCGAGCCAGAGGUGACCGCCGGCCCCGGGCUCCCCUCGUGGUGCCCUUUGCUGCCUGCAAAUGGUGUGUUUUUGGGGGAGAGGGGAGGAGAAAACCAGCUCAGGUGCCCCGCUCCGUGGAGUCCCUCCUCCCGUGGGGUCGUGGCGAGCGCGGCCCGGCAGCGGCACUCGCCAGCUGGUCACGCCGAGCAGAUGUCACAGCUGGGAAAGGCUCUUCCCUCUCCUCUCCGGGUUUUUUUUUCACUGGGAGGGGGGUGCAGGCUCUUCUCUCCCCUCUCCGGGUUUUUUUCCAUCGAGGGGGGGAGCAUUUUGCCAAAUUUUUCUAUUUUUAUCGCCGUUCCGCGCUGCAAACGGUGGCGGCUCAGGAGUUCACUCAGCGCUGGGGUCUGUUUCAGACAGAUCAGGUGUUUCUUGCUUUUUUGGUUUUUUGUUUUUUGUUUUUUUUUUAUUAACAGCUCCCAAAAAAACAAACGAACGAACAAACGGGAAAAUCGUUGUGUUCGUUGUGGGUUUUUUUAGCGGACAAAAAAAAAAACCAAACAGCCAAAACCUGUGUAACACGCUGACCUCCAGAAGCAAUAAAAGGGACGGUGGGAGCUACAAGAGCUCGGGUGCUUGGACUGUGAAAGCAUAUUCCCGUUUUUCAAAGGUGACUUUCCCUUUUUUUCCUCCCUGGAAAAAGGGAAUACUCAGCCCUGCACACCUCUGGUCUCCGUUGCUUGGAUCUCACCCCCUCCUUGCCCCCUCCAGACGCUCUGGUCCAGAAAUUCUCCCUCCCUCGGGGCCUGCAGAGUUUGCAGCACUAAAGCCAUGUCUGAAAGCUUGAUUAUGUAUAAACAGGCAUGAUUAUCUGGUUUUAUACCUGCCAAAAAACUUGGCUUCCCUGGCAAUAAGAGCUCUGCAAUCGUCCAUCUGGGCUGACCCACGGGGCCAAGAGCUCCUGCAGUCCGUGGGUCAGGACCUUCACCUUUCUGCUCUCACCAACACACCCUCAGCCAAACUCUUCCUGCAGCGAAGGAGGUGGGUGCUACUCAGUCAUCAGCCUGAAGGUUUUCUUCCUUGCCAUGGAAAUAAGACACCUGGCACGAUAAAAUGUUGGAAUUCUGAGCAGAACAGGGGUUUGUUGUCGCGGGGGGGGUUUUAAAUUCGAGAGAUUAAUUUUUAAGACGACUCCCGUCAUCUUUGCGAAGGACUGUUACUUCCUGAACUUCCCUUUCCUCCAAGCCAUCUUUCCUCUUUAAUUUGAUUAAUGAAUUGAAAGGUUCUCCUUUUGUCAGGAGUUCUGUUUCAAGGGCUUUGUUUUGUGUCUCUGUCAUGUUUGAGUUGGAUGCAGGCAGGCUCCCUUUCAGCGAGGCCGUUGCGUUCUGCUGGGAAAUAAAUCCCGGGCCGUAACCUUUCAGUGGCAACGUGUAAUGUCUGCUCUGCUGAUGAAUCAUUGAGAGGUCUGUGUGAAGCAUGAGCUCCACACCUUGGAGUCCCUGGAAGAGAUUUUUCUGGAAUGAUGGAGCCGAGGCAGCCCUGGGUAGGACGCGGGGAGGGCACGUGAGCUCGGGGGGAAACUCUGCACUCCAAAUUUCGGGUCAAAUGAUGCAUCACUUCAUCUGUUCCCGUCUGUUUGCUGGUUUGCCAAUAAUAAACUGAUGAAAAGUC
This is a messenger RNA of Pipra filicauda (Wire-tailed manakin), 5411 nucleotides long. It is a transcript of the gene KLHL26, whose product is annotated as kelch like family member 26. The record is from RefSeq and is a predicted model, not a curated record. The transcript has 3 exons. NCBI's taxonomy places the organism in Eukaryota, Metazoa, Chordata, Aves, Passeriformes, Pipridae. Gene Ontology annotation, molecular function: protein binding. Bases 1750 to 3777 code for a protein of 675 amino acids.